This is a messenger RNA of Fukomys damarensis (Damara mole-rat), 4331 nucleotides long. It is a transcript of the gene Grsf1, whose product is annotated as G-rich RNA sequence binding factor 1. Gene Ontology annotation, cellular component: nucleoplasm; ribonucleoprotein complex. Gene Ontology annotation, molecular function: RNA binding. The transcript has 11 exons. Bases 1 to 1389 code for a protein of 462 amino acids. The record is from RefSeq and is a predicted model, not a curated record. Gene Ontology annotation, biological process: regulation of RNA splicing. Lineage: Eukaryota; Metazoa; Chordata; Mammalia; Rodentia; Bathyergidae.
AUGGUCAAUGUUUUAGUUAUGGAUGCUCACUGUUCUCCACGAUUUGGCUCAGUAGUUAGGCCGCCUGCCUCGCAAAGCACAAGCCUCCCGGCGCACCGCCUCCGCAAGAAAAGGGAAGCGCUUCAUGUUGAGCACAUACUAAGGCCCUCUGCUACAUGGUUCCAGGUUCCUUUUACCUGCUUACCUUCUUUGACACCCGUUUUUACCCUGCAGUUCAGACAAGUGGGACUGCCGAUUUUCAAGUGUGCCUCUACUACUGCUGCUUCUUCCCCUCACCUGUACCUGCAAUGUCCUGGUCUUAUUCUUCUUGAGUCCAAAGCCACCUGCCUGGAAGAGCGUCCCCUGCUCCAGAAGUGUGAAUUGGCCCCGUCCAAGUUAGGUGAGGAAGUGGAUGAUGUGUACCUCAUUCGAGCCCAGGGACUGCCCUGGUCAUGUACUGUGGAGGAUGUACUUAACUUUUUUGCAGACUGCAAAAUCCGCAACAGUGAGAAGGGAAUACAUUUUCUCUUAAAUAGAGAUGGGAAGCGCAGAGGCGAUGCUCUGAUUGAGAUGGAGUCAGAGCAGGAUGUGCAGAAAGCCUUGGAGAAGCACCGCUUGUACAUGGGCCAGCGGUAUGUGGAAGUCUAUGAGAUAAACAGUGAAGAUGUGGAUGCCCUAAUGAAGAGCCUGCAGGUCAAAGCAUCCCCUCUGGCCAAUGAUGGUGUGGUUCGGUUGAGAGGACUUCCAUACGGCUGCAAUGAGAAGGACAUUAUAGACUUCUUUGCAGGACUGAAUAUAGUAGACAUCACUUUUGUGAUGGACCACAGAGGGAGGAGGAGGACAGGGGAAGCCUACGUGCAGUUUGAAAAGCCGGAGAUGGCCAGCCAAGCGCUGAUGAAACACAGGGAGGAGAUUGGAAACCGGUACAUUGAGAUAUUCCCAAGCAGAAAGAAUGAAGUUCGAACACAUGUUGGCUCUCAUAAAGGAAAAAAAGUGGUAUCUUCUCCUACUGCCAAGUAUAUAACCGAGCCAGAUGUGGUUUUUGAAGAACAUGAGAUAAAUGAAGAUAUUCGGCCCAUGACAGCUUUUGAAAGUGAGAAGAGGACAGAAUUGCCUAAGGAGGUGCUUGAGAAGCUUCCAGAGGCUGCUGACCUUGGAGCUGUGCCUUCCCUGCAUGUGGUGCACAUGCGUGGGCUGCCUUUCCAAGCCAAUGCUCAAGACAUCAUAAAUUUCUUCAUGCCGCUGAAGCCAGUGCGCAUCUCCAUGGAGUACAGCUCCAGCGGGAAGGCCACGGGUGAGGCUGAUGUGCACUUUGACAGCCAUGGGGACGCUGUUGCUGCCAUGCUCAAGGACCAGUCCCAUGUGCACCACAGGUAUAUUGAACUGUUCUUGAACUCAUGUCCAAAAUGAAAAUAAGACUUCAGGGAUUCCAUAUAAUAAGGGUGAAGCAAGAAGCAUUUCAUUUGCACAUUUCUUGGACAUGGAGUAUCAAGUUCCAGUUUAUUGGCAGCAGCUGCUAGAGAAAAGAUUUUGAGGUUUAUGGUUAAUUGGAUCUAAGAAAAAUAUGUAGUGGAUUGAUUAGAGAAAGAUGCAGUUUGGGAUUAUGAAAUAAAUCACAAAAUAUAAUUUUUGUUUAAGCUGCCCAAAAUCUGGUUAAGAGAAUCUGAUCUUUAUUUUAUAUAAAGUUUGUUUUCAGAGAAUAUGUUACCCAUUGUAAAGACUACAUAUUUUUAUUCAGCAGUAUUUGUUGAAAUCUUUCUCCCAUUUAAAAACUUAUCUGUUCACUUUUUUUUUUUUGCCUGUGAGUUAAGAGCUCUGAUAUAAAACCUCUCAAAGGGUUUAAAUAAUGAUAUAUUUUAACUACUCACCAAAGCAGGGAAAGAUUUUAGACUUUUAAACCAGAAAGGUUUGGCAAAACAAGUUUUAAUUGUAGCUGUAUCUGGUUACUGAGAUGGGGGUAGGGAUUUGAAAAACAAAAGGUGAGUGUAAUUUGGCAGUUUGAUGUCUUUGGAAGGCUUUUGCUUUCUAAGCCUUGUGCAGAGCCUUUUAGCAUUAGUGCCUGUCUGCUUAAGGGAAGUUGUAGUCUCAACUGGACAGUUACCGUCCCUCAUCCCAACUUUUUUGGUUUUGGGUAAACCUUAAGGGUGAAGUGAUACCAUAUGUCAGAAUGUCUAGAUUGUGAAGGAUAUUAAUGGCUUCACCUGGGUCUAAACCAGAGAGGGAGAAAAUGCAAGCUCUUCAUUUGCUUCUUCAGUGGGGGUAGCACAUCCUGUAUUUUAGAACAAGUAGGGUGCCUUGCUUAGGUGAAAAUAGCAUUCACUGCGUAACUGUGUGAGGGACUAUGGGUCAAGUUGUACUUCUGUACACUGGCAUCCCCUCUGCUUUCGUAUGCAACAGCUUGUUAGUACUGGACGCGACUGGCUUCCAGAUGUAGUCCUUAAUAAACUAACUGCGUGUCUGUGUCAGUCGCAGUUCUCUGCCAUACGUGCUUCGCCUUGCUCUUGCUCUCAGUGACAGCUACCCCGAGACACGGUUCCAUUUCUUCUUACUGACUCUGCCCAGGCUUUCUUUGCACAGAUGAUGUCUGGAGAAGAAAUUGUGUUUCUCUCCCUUAGCAUCUGACUGCCUCUAAUCACAGUGGAGAUGUGACUGUCUGUAAUGAGUGCAGAAAUGAAAGCUUGUUUUAGGCUGAAAAUGGCUUAAGAGAAUUUAUUAUUGGAUUAAGAGUCAACUGUAUUUUUUUAUUAUAUCCACUCCUGACAUAUUAAUAUAAGAAGAAAUGGGUAAUUUCCUGUUGUAUUUUAUCCUGCUGGAACAUACCUAACCUGCUUAACAGUCACGCUGUUUAGAUGGAAAUGUGUUUCCUUGUGGUUGAGUGUGAAGGUUGUGAGAACUCAUGGCCAUAGUUACCUGAGCAGUUAGGGUGUCAUCUGUUUUUCUCCCUUUCACAGAUUGCUUUUGGGGUCUACUUUACUGUGGAAAACAGCUGUAGGGUCCGUUGGGCUUGAUCAGGUGUUUAUUCAUUUGCACUUACUUUAUUUCCAGCUAAUGAAUCUCAUUGCACACCUAAGAAAAGAGUAAGAACACAGAGAGGUGUGGCGCAUACCUGUAAUCCCAGCACUCAGGAGGCUGAGGCAGGAGGAUCACCGUGAGUUUGAGGCCAGCCUGGGCUACAUAGUGAGUUCAAGGCCAGCCUGAACUACAUGUGACCCUGUCUCAGAAAAGAGUAAGGACACAAAUGCUACAAAGCUGUUUGGUGGCAGUAUCUUUGUAUACCUCACUAGAGGCCAGACCUUCCAUACAAAGCAGGCCUGGUAUCUGAAUUGUGUGUUGUACUCUAUCUAGUUGGUGUGUUACUUUUCCCAGCCAGUGAGUAAGUGGCUGCUGAAGGGGCAGAUUGCUGGGAGAGGGAGACCAAGGAAUGGAGCGAAGGCAUCUUAUUUGUAUACAAUAAAAAGGCAUUUGUCUCAUGGAUUUGUGAAAACUCGCUGUGCAUCCCAUUUGUUACUGGGGAAGCACUGCUAGGGAAGCUUCCUCCUGUCUUGGGCUCCUUUGUCUUUAUGAUCUUGGCGAUGGAUCGGCCCCUGCGCUUCCUGUAGAGCCUCAGGAGAGGGGGCUCUGAAGAGGCCUUCGUGAGCUCUGAGGAGAGUGACUCCAGCGAGGUGACCAAGGCCGGCCAGUGCAUCCUGAGGAGACGCCAAGGCCCUCACUGCCACGUCGGUUUCUGUGUGGAGACUCCUGUCGCCCUGUGACACCCCGUGGUCCGUGCUCCGUGCUCUGGACGUGUGGGAGGGCUGGGUGCCACCGGGCCAGGUGGAACAGGCUGUCCUAAAGCAGGACUGAGAGCAACUGCUUACUCCUUUACUCCUGCCGGGCUUCAGGGUUUCAUGAGGAACUGGAGGAGGGAAGAGCAUUAGAGAGCAGAGGGCCAGGUGCUCUAAGUCCCAUCGGCGAUGACCCACAGGUUGCUUUCAUGUCUCAGCUGUCAUCUCUGUUCCAUCUUUUGUGAAGUGUCUAUUUAGAUCUUUGGCCCAAUUUUUUUAGUUUCUUACUACAUUUUAGAAAGGAGAUUCAGUUUGUCUCAACCUUGUAAAAGUCAAGAGUGGUGGGCAAGUGGGCAGGGUGGCACAGGCCGGUAAUCACAGCACUCUAGGAAGCUGAGACUGGAUGUGAUGAUACAUGCCUGUCUAAUUCUGGCAGUCUGGGAGGCUGAGGCAGGAGGAUCUGAGUCUGACACCAAGCUGGGCUUCAUUGCUAGUUCAAGGUAGACUUAGAGAAAGUGAGACCCUAUUUUUGAAAUAAGGUCUCGCCAGAUUUCCCAAGCUGGCCUUGAAGUUUUAAUCCUCCCAACU